Molecule: messenger RNA, 4143 nt
Organism: Osmia lignaria (orchard mason bee)
Lineage: Eukaryota; Metazoa; Arthropoda; Insecta; Hymenoptera; Megachilidae
Gene: Teh2
Product: tipE homolog 2 phospholipid transfer protein
Biological process (GO): regulation of sodium ion transport
Cellular component (GO): plasma membrane
Molecular function (GO): sodium channel regulator activity
Source: RefSeq, a predicted model, not a curated record
AAGCAAUCAUUGAUUCCGACGAGUCGACGGUGAUCAUGGGUGCCCAGGAAGAGGACACCAAGUCCAGCACGAUGGGCGGGGUGCUUCCGGUGGUGGAAGUUGCGUCCCUAGUAGAGAAGGCAAAGUUUUAUACCUCUCUUUGUCUGGGCACCACAGCCAUUCUCGCUGUCUUCGCUUUUCUUUUUUUAAUACCCUUCGUCGUGGAACCAGCGAUUUCGACGAUUUUGGCUGAUUUCUCUCCACAUGCCGUGGCAUGCGUAGUCACUGAUCACGUUUACGCCGAGGGACUGAAAAAUUGCUCCUGGGCAAGCUGUAGAGAAGGUUGUACCAGCGCGGCACUUCGUUGUCAUCAAAUCAGAGUCAACUACACCAGGUUAACUUAUGAAGAGUUCGUGGCGAAACCAUUGGGCUCCAUCCCAUGGGACGUUUCAGACACGAAAUUCUUUGUGAACACGGAAGGCUGCGGUUAUCCACCUCGAGUGAACUGUUCUGAUUUUGCGAAGAAAUUCGGAUACUCUAACAUGGGGAAGAUAUUCCCAUGUUAUUACAGCAGAACACACCCCGAGACUGUCGUUGCAAGGUACUCUUGGGACGAAAAUCUAAGGCACCUAGUGUUAGCCUUGGUAGUGCCUAUAGUUCUCUUUGCAGUGUCUCUAGGUGUAUUGUGCUAUUGGUACUGUCCACCGAUGGGUAAAACUUGCGGAGGACCAGGUCGCAAUCUCAUCGACAAGUACUCCAGGAAGGAAGAGUAAGUAACGUCAUCCUGGGAGAGGACGAGUCCGAGGAAGACGAAGAGGAAUACUGACUGCUACCAAGGGCUCACCCCCCAGCGAGGGAGUGACGCCGAAGAAACUACUGAGAAUUCUCAGCGUACUUUGCGUUCUAAAAAUCUAAACGAUCCUUCGAAAGCAAUAGAAACGUGUUAGACAAAAUUCCAGCAACGAAGACAAGUUCGAUUCGCUCCAAAUUCAGUGCGUCUGACUUAUAUCGAGUCUUACUACUUCCAACCAAUGUUGAGCUAUUUCAAUUUAUUGCACUUAAGCAUAAUGAUUAAAAGAAAAUUGGUAAUAAGCCAUUUGUUAUUUUUAAAUCUUGCUUGGACAUUCCUUCGGUUCUUAAUUAAUUCUAAAUUAAUCAAAUUUUGCCCUUAUCGUCUAACAAUCUAUUUUAUAAAAUUUCUCCCGUGAAGAACUGCGAUACAAAUUGAAAUUAAAUUAAGAUUGAUCGAAGUACGCUUGAUCAGUUCCACGGGACCGUAUUUUCCAAGGCGUUAAAUUAAAUUAAACAGAUGUCUACGAUAUUUUUACACAUGCCACCAAACGAUGAUAAUCUUGUGCGAAUGUCGAACGUGUAAUUAACUCAGCGAGAUUUUCAUACGAACGCAAUAAAAAGAAUUUUUAAACGAUGGAUCGUUCCGGUACGGAGAUAAUAAAUUUUGGUGGGUUCUUCGAGCACGGAGCUCGGUCUCGAUCAUCUAUCAGUAUUCCAAGCGAGGUUCAAAAGAUACGAUAACAAGGUGCGCCUUCCUACAACGUGAUAUAAAUAUUUAAGGGAUAAAUAUUUCGUUAAAUGGCACGUUUUCACGCAGUUCGUAUUAGGAUAAGUGAUGCGCUUGUGUAAGAUGUAUUUGUAAGUCAUAUUUAUCCAGAAAUGGGUAAGAUGACGAUGAAGGUGAAGAAAAAUACAGAGUAAUGUAAAAGGAAAAAAAAGAAAUUGAAGAAUCUUUGUUCGAAACAGGUUCAUAUGUAAUUUGCUUCGAUCAACGUUUCAGGAUAAUUGAAAGAGACACUUUUAUUGUGUUUGAAAUAUCAUUUUACCCAGAUCUGCGUGUAUCUGAGAUGAUGAAAAUGAGGAACAUUGAGAGAAGCUUGUACUUUACGAAAGUAACUGAGAUUCAUACAAUAGAAUACUCCAAGAAAGAAAAAGACAAGGAACAAAUCAAAAUCCUGUGCUGGCUCGUGUCAUAAAAGAGUCUGAUUUCACGCUUUUGCUUCAGCUGUCAAAUAUGAUUAUACUUUUUGUCACUUAAAAUACAAAUCGACAAAUUUAAAUUAAAGUAACUUUAUAAUAAAAUAUAGAAUGACCUGAUAUUUUCGAUUACAAAAUCAAAUUCGUAUAACUGCAAAAAAUGGAUGAGAAAUGACACGAUUGCCUCCAGGAUCUGUCUUCGCACCAAAAAGAAAAAACACGUAGAUUGUAAGCUUAGCUCGUAAGUUAAGUCUGUGAAUAUACUCGGUUAUCGUAACGAGAUCGAUAUAUAAAGAUUGUUACAAAUUUUUUACGCGGAUGCAGCCAGUCGCGUCGUGGUUCUAGUUAGACGACGAUAUAUUUACAUAAAGGGUGCACGCAUGCACGCGUCGUGCAUAGUAGUUUGUAGCUGUAGAUAUCGGUUUUCUCAGUUCAGUUUUCGAAGGGACGAGCGAUUUGCGUUCCAUAAGCUACGAAACAACGUGAUUCAACGAGAAUAUGCUUAGCGUAUUAAUUAGCAAUAAUUUUUGGACCCCAGUUUAAAUAUCCUUCGAAAUUCAAGAAUAAUCAAUUAAAAUUUAAUACUAUUAAUAGUGUUAUUAUAAAAAUUAAAGUUUUAGGCCCGAAAUCUUCGUAUACCUCAGUUAUAGUGUUCAUUAUCGUUAGUGUUGAUUAUCAAAGACAUUUUAUCUUAGUAAAAUUGUAAAGUUUCCCAUCAACGCUAGCAUAAAGUAACACUACCUUGCGGAUGUUCAUGCACUUACAAAAUCAUGCUAAAAAAUAAAUUAAGAUAAUAAUUAAAAUCACAUGAAAAAAAAAAAUAUUUUAUAAAAAUACACAGGGUGGUUUCAUUAAUCAUGGUACAAGUAAAAAGGGGCUGGUUUCUCUUGUGAAAAUGAGGAAUAACAUUUUUUUACAUAUAAUUUUUGAAUAUCUUGAAAAUUUUCCAACUUAAUUUUCUCAAAAAUAAAGGGGGAUAUAAAGAAAUUUUAUUCUAUAUUUUCAAUCCUUUUCUGGUUAUACCAUGAUUACUGAAAUACUCUGUAUAUUUGCAUAAACAUCCGCAGUUUGAUUAUCACGAAUAUGACGGAAUUUUCAUAUGGUUGUUUCGAAGCAUACGGAAACUUCGUCGCGACCCCAUACAUCUAGAAUGGUUGUGAAUCCUUUACUCAGCCUUAAUCUAGGCAUCCGAUAAAUUCGCCUGAUUCGGCUGUCACGAGAAGCGAAUUUUAAAGGAGCCUUCAUUUUGGCACUCAUUCCCCACUCGAAGCUUGCUAAUCGAUUUCCGUUAGCGUGAAUGAACGAGCGAACGAUCGAUUGAUCGCGAGCACGCCCUUCGAAAUUAGCCUGGUCGGAAACGAUACGAGUGAAAUCUUCUCUUGCGAUUUUCUGUCACGUGAAAUUUUUGCUCAACACCCUCGACUCACGUACAAUCGAACAAGAUAAAGAAAAAGAUAUAGACAUUUUUCAAAAGAGGUUCGAAAUAUCAAUUAGGUAGAGAUAAUUUAAAGGAUUGGAUAAUCUUUGAUCAUUUUAAAAAAUACCAGCAUUUUGAAAAUUAAUUUCUGAGUGAUAAAAAUAUUUUCUUCGGUUAAAAUUUUUCAACGUUAUUAUUCAGAAACAAAUUUUCAAAAAUGCAAUAUUUUUAUAAUUAAUCAAGGUGAUCUAACCCUUUAAAGUAAAAUGAUUAUUUCAUUAACGAUUGAAUAUUAAAAUUAUAGAUGCUGAGAAAUUGAGUGAUAUUGAUAUGUCUUUGAUCGACUAAUCAAGGAGACAUCUGAAUAGUCUUCGAUCGAAACAAUCAUUACCGGAAACAGCUGGACGUGAAUUGUACUCGGACGUCAUCGUGCUUGAUCAAACGUGUUCGCGAGCAUCGAGGAUUGUUCUAAAUCCGAUAGUCCAUCAGUAGUGCUCGUAUGUCUGCAAGCACUUCCAUAUCUCUCAUAUCAGAUCGGUUUAGUGCCAAUUCGUUAGUCGAUUAGAGCGAUCAUCGAGUUAAUGAUUAUUUAGAAUCAUCGGUCGCGGGAAAAGACGCCGAUGCUAUUUAGAUAGAUCCUAUGAAAAUUCUAGGAAAUCAAAAUACGUAUUUAACGUGAUGAUCGAACAAGUCGUUUCAAUUAUGAAAAUAUUAGAAUGAUUAAAGAAAUGAUUGAAAAAAAAAAAAAAAAAUUGAUU